AUUGAGUCAACAAGUACUACAAAGACCGCCAAAGCCCGCCCCGCCCAACUCAUAAACGGCAAUAUGGCUGGUCUUCCAAAGCUGGAGAACUUCAUAGAUGGUCAGUUUCUAGCUACAGGCAGCUACAUAAAGAGCUAUGACCCGUCCACUGGAGAACAUUAUCUUAAUAUACCAGACAGCGGAGCCGAGGAGGUACAGAAAGCUGUAGAAGCAGCAAGGAAAGCUUUCAUAACCUGGUCAAAGACUCCUGGUAAAGAAAGAGCUCGCUUGAUGAAUGCAAUAGCUGAUGUUGUUGAAUCAAGAUUGGAUGAAUUCGCAGAAGCAGAGUCAAGAGACCAAGGAAAGCCAGUCUGGCUCGCCAAAGCAGUCGACAUACCACGUGUAUGUUACAAUAUGAGAGCAUUUGCAAGCGGAAUCAUGCAUCAAACUGGAAUUUCACUAGCUAUGCCUGAGGUUGAUUGUACUAAUUACACUUGUCAGCGGCCUGUGGGUGUGGCAGGGUUAAUAUCACCUUGGAAUCUCCCUCUUUAUUUAUUGACGUUUAAGCUAGCUCCAGCACUGGCAGCCGGCUGUACUGUUGUAUGCAAACCAAGCGAAAUGACGUCUAUGACUGCUUAUAUGCUUGCUAAAGUCAUGAAUGAAGUUGGCCUCCCAGCUGGUGUCUGUAAUAUUGUAUUUGGUACUGGGCCUAAAGCUGGUGAAGCUAUUGUCACUAAUCCUAAUGUUCCUGUCAUUUCAUUUACUGGUAGCACUGCAGUGGGGAAGAGGAUACAAGCACUCACUGCACCUUACGUCAAGAAACUCUCUCUUGAACUGGGUGGUAAGAAUGCUGGUAUUGUUUUUGCUGACGUUGACCUUGAGAAGUGUCUUCCUGUGAUGAUGCGCUCGAGUUUCAUCAACCAAGGAGAAGUCUGUCUGACCACUUCGCGCAUAUUUGUACAAGAACCAAUAUUUGAUGAGUUUGUGAAGAGAUUCGUCGAGAAAGCAAAGAGCAUUAAAGUUGGCGAUCCUACAGAUUCUAAUAACAUGUUGGGGGCGCUAAUAAGCAAAGAACAUUUAGCAAAAGUACAAUCUUACAUUGAUCUGGCUAAAGCUGAAGGAUGUACUAUUAACACUGGACUGGAGCCACUAGACCUACCAGAAAAGAACAAAAAUGGCUACUUCUUACGUCCCACUGUCAUCACCAACGUCCCUGAUACGAGCAGACUCAUGACUGAAGAGAUAUUUGGUCCAGUCGUUUGCAUUGUCCCUUUCAAAACUGAAGAAGAGGUAAUAGAGAGAGCCAAUUCUGUAGAUUACGGGCUCUGUGCUUCAAUUUGGACUGAAAACGUUCGUACGACACAUCGUGUUGCUCCACAACUACAAGUUGGUACAGUGUGGGUUAAUUGUUGGAUGGUUCGUCACUUGUGUCUUCCGUUUGGAGGCUGCAAGUUCUCUGGCGUAGGGAGAGAGGGAGUGAAGGAGUCUAUGGACCUCUACACUGACACUACCACCAUUUGUGUGAAAUACGAAUAAUGAAAUGGAACUUAAACUUUUUGUCAUUAUCAUUAUUAUUGCUUUACAUAUUAUCUUCUGUUUUAAACUUAUAAAAAUCCAGUUUGGGUAUUAAAUCAUGUA
Messenger RNA from Amphimedon queenslandica, 1617 nucleotides. RefSeq names its product aldehyde dehydrogenase family 8 member A1-like. Gene Ontology annotation, molecular function: oxidoreductase activity, acting on the aldehyde or oxo group of donors, NAD or NADP as acceptor. The record is from RefSeq and is a predicted model, not a curated record. The coding region runs from base 64 to 1515 and encodes 483 amino acids. Lineage: Eukaryota; Metazoa; Porifera; Demospongiae; Haplosclerida; Niphatidae. The transcript has 11 exons.